Vicia villosa (hairy vetch) is the source of this 672-nucleotide messenger RNA. RefSeq lists its product as uncharacterized. The record is from RefSeq and is a predicted model, not a curated record. Lineage: Eukaryota; Viridiplantae; Streptophyta; Magnoliopsida; Fabales; Fabaceae. The coding region runs from base 1 to 672 and encodes 223 amino acids. The transcript has 2 exons. Gene Ontology annotation, cellular component: chloroplast.
AUGGAUGUUUUGUUAUCCUUAAACUCAAGUUCAGGCCUAAUCAACAUUUCAAAACUACACAAACAUCAUCAUAACCUUCAUCUCUCAAAUAAUCAUCAAAGACAGAGACAACCUCGUAGGUUACAGUUUUCGGUUUCAUGCAGAGCCACAAAAAGUGUUCCAAUGAAUCAUAAGCUAAAAGAUGAAGAUGGAAACUUGUACAAGACACUAUCUUUGAGUCCUAAAACUGCAACAACAGAUGAGAUCAAGAGAGCUUAUAGAACAAUGGCGCUUCGGUAUCAUCCUGAUGUUUGUCGUGAUGGUUUGAAGAAAGAGGAAUCGACGAGGAUGUUUGUAAAACUGAAUGAAGCAUAUAAGAUAUUGUCGAAUCCAAAGCUUAAAGAAGAGUAUGAUUCAAAGUUAUUGGGUUUGGGUGACAUGAGAAGUUCUGUGAAUAGCUGUCAAUUGUUCUUGUGGGAUGAUGAAAUCAGAGACGAUGUCAAUAUGCAUCGGAUGAAACUACCAGAAUGUAAAAGCUGUGAUAUACUAUCAGUGAAGUUAGAGACCGCAACAAACAAAAUUGAGAAGUUGAAGAAGAAGAAUGCAAGUCAGAACAGUGUUAAUAUGAGGCUGAAGAAGACUAUUUUGAUUCUCUGUUUAUUGCUUAUUGGCAUUGUGUAUUACUUAGAUUAA